This is a messenger RNA of Orbicella faveolata, 2676 nucleotides long. RefSeq names its product E3 ubiquitin-protein ligase rnf213-alpha-like. NCBI's taxonomy places the organism in Eukaryota, Metazoa, Cnidaria, Anthozoa, Scleractinia, Merulinidae. The record is from RefSeq and is a predicted model, not a curated record. Gene Ontology annotation, molecular function: ATP hydrolysis activity; ubiquitin-protein transferase activity.
UUUUUGAUUGCUGAAUUUCUAGAAAAGACAGAACGAAGACUGGCCACGCGCUUGGACAUCCUGGUUCGAGACCUACUUGCGCUGAGCCACAGAGAAAUAUGCCACCGAUAGUGUGCGGUCUCCUGCGAAUUAUCAUGCACUCGGCCAUGGUCAUGGGAGCAUGCAGAGAUGCUCCGGCGACUGCACAGAUUAUCACUCCUCCAUGCCAAUCACAGUCAGUUGCACAGUUUUUAUGGAAACAUUUGCAACACGACCUGAAAGUCCUUGGCACUGCACUGGGACGUAGUGAUUAUGACGCAGCACUGACAGUUCACAUUGUACUAGGGCGAAUGAUUUCACGUUGUACUGCAGCGAAUGGAGGACGAAGAGCAAACACACCUGACAUGCUUCUUCUAAGCCGAGAGAGUCGAAUGAACUGGGAAACAGAUUUCUGUGGUGAGAUUGUCGCUCCUGUUGUCAGGGAUCUUGACGAGAAUCUAAAGAGGGCUUUGAGGCUGUUGACUGGAGACGAGAGAUUUGGAAGUGAUCCAUUAGUGCUACAGAUGUACGAGUUUGAUGCGCACAUAGAAGACCAAACUCAGGGUGUAAAACCCAUGUCCAAGGCCCUUUGGAAGUACAGAAGGCAAAUCACUGUGGAACAUCUGGGAAACUCAUUCCAACAGCAAGUUCUUUCUAGUGGAGAAGAGCAAUGCAAAGUGCUGAAUGCUUUCCUUAAACAGGAACACAAGUUGCGUUACGUCCAGUUUCUUCCUGACCUUGUUCGUCUGCAACGUUUGUUGAUGGACAGAUUUCACAGACGAAUUGACAGAACAGAUGCUGAGGGCUACACCAUCCAGAAAUUUCUUCAGGACCUUCCAAGAGGAUCUGUGAGAGAAGACUACAUUAAAUUGUUCCAGAGUUUUAAGACUGCGUGGAAUUCUUGCCGGUCAUUUCUUGGCGAUCAAGGUCGUCUUCGUGUACCGCAAGAUCUUUGUAAUACCACCAUGGACAACGACUGUCCAAUCGCCAUGUUGCUCCCUGGCACCGCAGGGAUGGGAGUGUGUUCGACUUCGCUCACCUUCUUCUUAGUCAAUACGCAUAACGAGUUUCUGGGAGCAUAUCGUAAUGCAACUAACCAAGAAUGUGCUCUUGAUCGCGUUUCCUCUAUGUCGGUGACCAUGUCACAUCUGAUAGCUUAUGAUCCUGAGAAAGACCUGCUGCCUCUUAUCCUGGCACACUGUAACUACUCUCUAGAGGUGGGACAGGAAACUCUAGUUCAUUACGAUUGGGCAGCAUUGGAAAGACAGCUUAUUGACAGGUUUCUGAGGGGAAGACCUUUCGUUGAGUUCAAGGACGAACGAUUUGCUUUCAGUCGAGACACACGUAACGAUGCUGUGUUCGCUUCCCUUAAUGAAAAAAUUCCUCAGGAGCCCAUUUCUCGCUUUGUCGAACGCCAGAUUAUCGUCGAUUUCCGCUCCUCCUUGUCUGAUGUCUGUGAUGUUCUUUCGUCAUUGGAUAUCGCCAUUGGUUUUCUUGCUUCGUCAGGUGGCCAAACCGAGAGACCUUUAAAAUGGUACUUACAUGAAGUACUUAAGUUACCCAAAGAACGCGGACUCAAGAGCCCAACAGCAGAGCAACACUGCUACCUGUCUCACACAUUGGCGUUAUGGCGUCUCCUGGCUCUAGAAAAAGCGAAAAUCAAGUCUAGGAACAAUCAGGAGCCAUUUGAGCAAAUGCCUGACGAUUUCAAGGAAAGACUGAGCUCAAGCGACAUGGCGCACCUAAAUCGCGUAUUGCGAAAAAUCGACAUGGACUCAUUUUUACCACAACUCCUGGAAAUUAUUCUUCUGAAUGUUAGAAAGGAUGGUGAAAAUAUUUCAACGAUGAGUUUUGUAGAAUACUUGGAACUGUGCUUGGCGGAUAAAGGUUUAGAGCAAAUACCAGGAACCGAGAACAUUCCCGACAGCAUCCAAAUGAAGCACGUGAAAGCUGUCUGGAACUCCGCCUUACAAUUAAGUGACGACUUCACCAAGAACGUCUCGCAGCUACUGCUUGAGGAGCAGUGCUCGAGGCCCAAGAAACUGGCGGAGCCUUGUCUCAGAAAGCAGCAAUCAACAAACUUGUCUUAUCUCUUGUUUUUGUGUUUUGUUUUGUAUUUGUUUUGUUUUUUGUUUUUUGUGCCAAAGUCAUUUCGAAAUGUUAUCAUAGGGAUGAAAGUACCAUUUCAAAUUCUGGAAAUUGUUAUUGGCUUAAUAGGUUUUAGUAUGAGUUGUUUGUAUAAGUUGUUAUUGAUAUUAAUAAGUGACUAAAUAUCUAUAGCACUUUUCAUUUCAAUGUCGAAAGUAAUUCAGAACUGAAGACACACUCAGUUGAAAACUGCUCUACCUUAAUGCACGCUUAAAGUAAGGCUAGAUGGUUUAUUGCUAGUGUUAGUAACAGUGUUGUCAAUAGAUCAAUACAGCGAGAUGCAAACGAAUCAAGCACCCUCAUUGAGUAAACCAAUGUUUUUUUUGUUUUUUGUUUGCUUAACUGUUUGACGCAUAUAAAAUGCUAUGUUAAGGUCCAUGUGUUGAAGCCCGCGGCGAAAAACAUAUCAGUUAUUAUCCUUCUUUAUAGCCAUGAAUUGUUGUUAAUGUUUGAGUAGAACGCUUUCCAAUAAAGAAUAGAAAACAAUUAAUAAAAUUGACAGUCACAUCA